AUGGCAGACUUUUGGGCCGGUUACAUCUCUGGCGUAGCUUCUAUAAUAAUUGGGUCCCCCCUCGAUAUAAUCAAAGUUCGCCUCCAGUCCGGUCCCCGGAAUAUUAGUCCUACCCAAACAUACAGUUUCGAGAAUGCCGGCAGUUUAGUUAGAGGCGCAGCAGCUCCGCUCGUCGGGUAUGGAGCUCUAAACGCCCUUCUUUUUGUCUCCUACAACCGCACGCUCGAACUCCUUGGAGAUACGCCUGAAAGCCCCUCUAGUCUUUGGAAGAUUUGGGUUGCAGGAGCAGCCGGAGGACUGGCUAUUUUCUGUGUUAAUUCACCUACCGAUGUCUGCCUGCCUUCACCUAUUAGCAUGUUCAAACUCUUCCUGCCUUACCAAUACAUUCAAAAGGUCCUAGACGGCAAUUUUGAUAUGAGCGACCACUAUGCCUUCAAGAUCCUACUUUCUGGAGGGUUGGCAGGGUGCAUUUCUUGGGCCUCUAUCUAUCCAUUGGAUCUCGUCAAGACUCGAUAUCAGACGCAAUUUACCGCUUCCGAGGCACCGUUGCUUCCGAAUCAGAACCGGGGUGUUGCGCCCAUGGGCGCCGAGAUGAGUACUUGGGAGUGCGCGAAAGCGGCGUACAGAGAAGGUGGAAGGAAGAUUUUCUUCGAUGGACUAGGAAUAUGCAUGGCGAGAGCUUUUCUGGUAAACGCAGCAGGGUUCUUUGUGUAUGAAUGGGCCUUGGCCCAGCUCCAGCCUUCGAGGUCGCGGGGAUAUGGGAGCGAUUUGACGCAAGCUUAA
This is a messenger RNA of Morchella sextelata, 783 nucleotides long. RefSeq lists its product as uncharacterized. The record is from RefSeq and is a predicted model, not a curated record. The transcript is spliced from 7 exons. Bases 1 to 783 code for a protein of 260 amino acids. NCBI's taxonomy places the organism in Eukaryota, Fungi, Ascomycota, Pezizomycetes, Pezizales, Morchellaceae. Gene Ontology annotation, molecular function: transmembrane transporter activity. Gene Ontology annotation, biological process: transport.